CUGAGCUGUCCACCGCGUUCCGUGCUACGCUCCGGGCCCCGCCAUGGGCAACCGCGCGGGCCGCUCCGACUUCGAGUGGGUCUACACCGACCAGCCGCACACGCAGCGGCGCAAAGAGAUGCUCGCCAAGUACCCGGCCCUCAAGGCCCUGAUGCGGCCGGACCCUCGGCUCAAGUGGACGGUGCUGGGGCUGGUGCUGGCGCAGCUGCUAGCCUGCUGGCUGGCGCGGGACCUGGCCUGGCGCUGGCUGCUCUUCUGGGCCUACACCUUCGGCGGCUGCGUGAACCACGCACUGACACUGGCCAUCCACGACAUCUCGCACAACACGGCCUUCGGCUCGGGCCACGCGGGGCGCAACCGCUGGCUCGCCGUGUUCGCCAACCUGCCCGUGGGCCUGCCCUACGCCGCCUCCUUCAAGAAGUACCACGUGGACCACCACCGCUACCUGGGCGGCCACGGGCUGGACGUGGACGUGCCCACGCGCCUGGAGGGCUGGCUCUUCUGCACGCCAGCGCGCAAGCUGCUCUGGCUGGCGCUGCAGCCCUUCUUCUACUCGCUGCGGCCGCUCUGCGUGCACCCCAAGGCCGUGACCCGCAUGGAGGUGCUCAAUGCCCUGGUGCAGCUGGCCGCCGACGCCGCCCUCUUCGCCCUGUGGGGGCUCAAGCCCGUGGUCUACCUGCUGGCCAGCUCCCUGCUGGGCCUCGGCCUGCACCCCAUCUCGGGCCACUUUGUGGCCGAGCACUACUUGUUCGUCAAGGGCCACGAGACGUACUCCUACUACGGGCCCCUCAACUGGAUCACCUUCAACGCGGGCUACCACAUGGAGCACCACGACUUCCCCAGCAUCCCGGGCUGCAACCUGCCCCUGGUGCGGAAGAUUGCUCCCGAGUACUACGACCACCUGCCGCAGCACCACUCGUGGGUGAAGGUGCUCUGGGAUUUCGUGCUCAAGGACUCCCUGGGGCCCUACGCCAGGGUGAAGCGGGUGUGCAGGCUGGCCGAGGACCGUCUGUGAGCCCUGCUCGUGAUGGGAGCCAGGGGGACCCCGCGGGCCCCCGGC
Messenger RNA from Leptonychotes weddellii (Weddell seal), 1060 nucleotides. Lineage: Eukaryota; Metazoa; Chordata; Mammalia; Carnivora; Phocidae. The record is from RefSeq and is a predicted model, not a curated record.